UCUCUUUUGCUACCCGUGGGCCAUAGGCAAGCAGGGCACCCAGCCAGAAUGGCAUGAUCCUGAAGCCCAACUUUCACAAGGACUGGCAGUGGCGCAGCUAACCCACAGGGCAAAUCUGCAGAAGCAAGGCAGCCAGCAAAAGCAGGUUGCAUGGCCCACUCAUAUGGGCCCAUCCGCCCAUGGUUAGGUGCCCCACGCUGAGGCAUCACUACAAAGCACGAGCUGGCAGGGGCCUCAGCUUGGAGGAGUUAAGGGUGGCUGGCAUUCACAAGAAGGUGGCCCAGACCAUUGGCAUCUCUGAGGACACAAGAAGGAGGAACAAGUCCACCGAGGCCCUGCAGGCCAAUGUGCAGAAGCUGAAGGAGUACUGCUCCUCACUCAUCAUCUUCCCCAGGAAGCCCUUGGCCCCCAAGAAGGGAGACAAUUCUGCUGCAGAACUCAAACUGGAUACUCAGCUGACAGGACCAGAAAUGCCCAUCAGCAAUGUCUACAAGAAGGAGAAAGCCAGAGUCAUCACUGACUAGGAGGAAAACUUCAAGGCCUUGUUAGUCUCUGUAUGGCCCAUGCAAAUGCCCAGCUCUUCGGCAUACAGGCACAAAGAGCCAAGGAAGCUGUAGAACAGUAUGUUUAAAAAAAAA
Chlorocebus sabaeus (green monkey) is the source of this 638-nucleotide messenger RNA. Lineage: Eukaryota; Metazoa; Chordata; Mammalia; Primates; Cercopithecidae. The record is from RefSeq and is a predicted model, not a curated record.